UCCGCCCGCCGCGCCCUGACGCGCCCGCAGGCGGCUGCGGAGCGGCGACGCGGCACCAUGGGCCGGCUGCUGAGGGCCGCGGGGCCGCCGCUGCUGCUGCCGCUGCUGCUGCCGCUGCUGGCCGGGGGAGCGUUUCUGGGCACGCGUGCAGCUGGGCCCGAGGAGCCUGGCCCGGAGGGCCUCACUUCCACCUCCCUGCUGGACCUCCUGCUGCCCACUGGCCUGGAGCCUCUGGACCCCGAGGAGCCCAGCGAGGCCAUGGGACUGGGGGCCGGCCUGGGCGCCCCUGGCUCGGGCUUCCCCAGCGAAGAGAGCGAAGAGUCCCGCAUCCUGCAGCCGCCGCAGUACUUCUGGGAAGAGGAGGAGGCGCUGAACGACUCAAGUCUGGACCUGGGACCCACUGCAGAUUACGGUUUUCCGGACCUGACUGAGAAGGCGGGUCGUAUAGAGGACACUGGCCAGAGUCAGGAGGGCUCGAGCCUCCCGUCUGCCCUGCCCAAGACGAGCCUGGUGGAGCCACCCUGGCACGCCAUCCCCGGAGAGGAGGAAGACGAGGAGGAGGAGGAGAGGGAGAAGGAGGAGGGAGAGGAAGAGGAGGAAGAAGAGGAGCAGCUGCUGCCUGUGACCAGAUCCCAAGAAGAAGCCCACCGUCAGGUCCACGGCGCUCCUCCCACCAGCAGCAGUGAGGCCCCAGGGGCCCCCGAACCCCGGCAUGAAGAGUCUGGGGACCAGGCCUCCUCGGGUGUGGAGGUGGGGAGCAGCGUGGAGCCAAGCUUGUCCCCACCCGCAGGCACCCUGAGUCCAGUGGCCCUAGGGGCUCAGGGUGUGGCCGGCUGGGGGGCAGGGGGCACGGCGCUGCCAGCUGCAGGGCGCGGGCUGGACUUGGAGGCCCCUCGGGAGCCCAGUGAGGAGGCCGCUGCGGGAGCAGCUGCCUUGGCCCGCCGGCCAGGGGAGGGGCGGUCCCCGGCCUCGUUUCCUCAGACAGAUGCUCCAGCGGGGGCUGGGGCGCCAGACGAAGACCCCCUGCACCCGGGAGCCUCCGCCGCUUUCCCGCUGGCCCCUCGAGACGUGGAGCUGACACCUUCCUCUGCCCCCGCGGGGCAAGGAGCCCUCAGCCAGCAGCCCCAGGAAGGGCAGGCCUCCGAAAGUCCAUCCAGAACACCCUGGGACUCCACGCAGGUGAUCUGCAAAGACUGGAGCAACCUGGCUGGGAAGAACUACAUCGUCCUGAACAUGGCGGAGAAUGUGGACUGUGAGGUGUUCCGGCAGCACCGGGGGCUGCAGCUGCUGGCCCUGCUGGAGGGGGUGCUGUCCCGCCACGGCCGCGGCCGCCACGGGGGCUGGCGUAUCUCCCUGAGCAAGCCCAGCGAGGAGGAGCAGCGCCUGCUGAUGGCCUUGGUGGGCGAGCAGGGGGUGGUGCCCACUCAAGACGUCCUCUCCGUGCUGGGCGACGUCCGCAGGAGCCUGGCGGAGAUCGGCAUCCAGAACUACUCCAGCACGGGCAGCUGCCAGGCCCGGGCCGGCCCGGCGCGCAGCGACUACGGGACGCUCUUCGUGGUGCUGGUGGUCAUCGGCGCCGCCUGCGUGCUCCUCAUCGCGCUCGGGCUGCUCUACAACUGCUGGCAGCGCCGGCUGCCCAAGCUGAAGCACGUGGAAAGCAGCCGGGCGUGGGACCCGAGCAGGGGGGACUGCGCGUGUCCGGGCGCGCGGGUUGGCGGCCAGAGGGCCGGCGAGGGGACGGCGCGGGGGCGGCGGGGUCCGGCGCUCGCCCAGCGGCCCCUCCCGCCGCAGUCGCACGGCGAGGAGCUGCGCUUCGUGGAGAACGGCUGCCACGACAACCCCACGCUGGACGUGGCCAGCGACAGCCAGUCCGAGAUGCAGGAGAAGCAGCCCAGCCUGAACGGCGGCGGCGCCGUCAACGGCCCGGGGGGCUGGAGCGCGCUCAUGGGGGGCAAGCGCGACCCCGAGGACUCGGACGUGUUCGAGGAGGACACGCACCUGUACCUGCUGGAGCAGCGAGAUGUGGAGGUGAACGUGCGGGACAAGUGGGACAGCACCCCCUUGUACUACGCCUGCCUCUGCGGGCACGAGGAGCUGGUGCUCUACCUGCUGGCCAGUGCCCUGCUGUCCCCAGGAGCCCGCUGCGAGGCCAACACCUUCGAUGGGGAGCGCUGCCUCUACGGGGCGCAGAGUGACGCCAUCCGCCGGGCCCUGCGUGAUUACAAGCAGGUGACGGCAUCCCGCAGGCGGCGGGGUCACUACUACAGCUUCCUGCUGCGGCUCCUGGAGCAGGGCGUCCACAGCGACGUGGUCUUCGUCGUGCACGGGAAGUCCUUCCGGACGCAUCGCUGCAUCCUGGGCGCUCGCAGCACCUACUUCGCGCACAUGCUCGACACCAAGUGGAAGGGCAAGAGCGUCGUGGUCCUCAGGCACCCCCUGAUCAACCCCGUGGCCUUUGGGGCCCUGCUGCAGUACCUGUACACAGGCUGCCUGGACGUCGGGCUGGAGCACGUCAGCGACUGUGAGCGUCUGGCCAAGCAGUGCCAGCUGUGGGAGCUGCUCAGCGACCUCGAGGCCAAGUUGGCUUCCAAGCCGAGCACGUGCGUGAAGGUGCUGACCAUCGAGCCUCCCCAGGCAGACCCCCGGCUGCGGGACGACCUGGCCCUGCUGGCCGACUGUGCGCUGCCCCCCGAGCUCCUGGGUGACCUCGGGGAGCUGCCCUUCCCUCGUGACGGCCACAGCAGCUGUCCUGACGUCUGCUUCCGAGUGGACGGUCACAGCUUCCUAUGUCACAAGGCCUUCUUCUGUGGCCGCAGUGAUUACUUCCGGGCGCUGCUGGAUGACCACUUCCGAGAGAGCGAGGAGCUGGAGGCCUCGAGCGGCCUCCUGGCCAUCACCCUGCACGGCAUCUCACCCGACAUCUUCACCCACGUGCUGUACUACGUCUACAGCGACCACACCGAGCUGCCACCCGACUUGGCCUACGAUGUGCUGAGUGUGGCCGACAUGUACCUGUUGCCAGGCCUGAAGCAGCUGUGUGGCCGCAGCCUGGCCCAGCUGCUGGACGAGGACAGCGUGGUGGGCGUGUGGCGCCUGGCCAAGCUGUUUGGCCUGGCGCGCCUGGAGGACCAGUGCACUAACUGGUGGAGCAAGAGGACUUCGUGGAGGCCGUGCGGGAGGAGGCUGCGGCCGUGGCGAGCCGGCAGGAGACGGACUCCAUCCCGCUGGUGGACGACAUCCGCUUCCAUCUGGGCAGCACGGUGCAGACCUGCAGCGCCAUGCAGCUGGCAGAGCAGCGGCUGCGGGUGCUGGAGGAGCUGCUGGUGUCCAUCGGUCUGGACUGCUGACGGCUGCAUGCGUGGUGCUCUGCGAGCCUGGGGCAUCAUGGUGCCUGCGGGAGCUCAGCGGGGCCCUGGGGAGGGUCACCUUGGGAUGAGACCCCUCCCACAGCACAAAGCAGCCCCAAGGCCUGGGGCUGGGCACCACUCAGGGAAACCGGGGGGGGGGGGGGGGGUUCUCUUAGGGCCUCGCUCCUGUGGCCCCUGCCCCCUCCUGGUGCGUCUCCCUGCACGGAGCUGGCUGCUUUGCACAGAGUGGCAGCGUCUGUGUAGCAAUGAAGCUGGGAUGCACUGUGGGAGCCUGUGUCCCCAGCACAGGGGCGGGGCUGGGGGAGCUCUGCCCACGCCCCCCCCGCCCCCCCCCGGUGUGUGAGGGAGAGGGCCCUAAAGUCUGCCUGCCGGACAGCCCCCCUGAUGACCAGAGCCCCCUUGGGGGCCCAGGGAGGUUUCACGAGGCCAGAGGCAGCCUCCCUCACCGGCGCAGUCAGGCCAGGCUCUGAGCCGCUGCUGUGCCUACAGCCGUGCGGGCUCAGCCUCAGGCCGGCCUGCAUGUCCGAGAGCCCGGCCCCGGGUGAGUGGACCCGGCCCAGCUGCCUCCAGCCACUGGCCAUGGGGCCUCGGUUGAGGGGGCACUGAGGAUGGAAGCCACCAUCUGUCUUCCCUCAGCCCAGGGCCUGCCUCCCUCAUGCCUGCUUCUCAGUGAACACUGUUGAAUCAAAAAAUGUUUCCUUAUAUUUUACUGGGAAAAAUCAUACAUGUAUUCUAUUUCAACCCAAGACCCCAACAUUUUCCACAUUUGGAGGAAUAGACCAACCCCUAGCAAAAUAAGCAGCAAUAGAAAAAAAAAAAACAGCUCGUAUGUAAAAUGGAGAGUAGGGGCAGGGGCCGCAGAUGGGGCCGCGUCCUGGGGGACUGGAGCAGAUGACGGCCGACCAGGGAUCCUAUUUGAAUUGUCAGUAUGUGUUUCAUCGUUCAUUUUGAUUUAAAAGUAAAAUUACAUUAAAAUGUUUAUUCUGAUUA
Molecule: messenger RNA, 4358 nt
Organism: Hippopotamus amphibius kiboko
Lineage: Eukaryota; Metazoa; Chordata; Mammalia; Artiodactyla; Hippopotamidae
Gene: PODXL2
Product: podocalyxin like 2
Exons: 19
Coding region: 58-3711 (1217 amino acids)
Cellular component (GO): cytoplasm; ubiquitin ligase complex
Molecular function (GO): protein binding
Source: RefSeq, a predicted model, not a curated record